UGAGCAACACAACACACCCUUUAAUUAUUAGCUACUGCAUUUCCUUCAUUAAUCCUAAUAAUAUAUUUCGCAGUGCUAUCUUGCUAGCUUAGCUUGCUUUGCCAUACACCCCAAAGAAGCUAAGAAAAUGGUGAAUGUAUCUGAGAUUCGCAAGGCUCAAAAGGCUGAAGGCCCUGCAACUAUAAUGGCUAUUGGCACAGCAACACCACAAAACUGUGUUGAUCAAAGCACUUAUCCAGAUUAUUACUUCAGAAUCACUAACAGCCAACACAUGACCGAACUUAAAGAGAAGUUUCAACGCAUGUGCGACAAAUCAAUGAUCAAGAAGAGAUAUAUGUACUUAACGGAAGAGAUCUUGAAAGAAAACCCUAACAUGUGCAAAUACAUGGCACCAUCGCUGGAUGCAAGGCAAGACAUGGUGGUUGUGGAGGUUCCAAGGCUGGGAAAAGAGGCGGCAACGAAAGCCAUAAAGGAGUGGGGUCAACCAAAGUCAAAGAUAACACACUUGAUCUUCUGCACCACAAGCGGCGUUGACAUGCCCGGCGCCGAUUACCAACUGACGAAACUCUUAGGCCUCCGUCCGUCCGUGAAGAGGUACAUGAUGUACCAGCAAGGCUGCUUCGCUGGCGGCACGGUGCUCCGUUUGGCGAAGGACUUGGCGGAGAACAACAAGGGUGCUCGUGUGCUGGUGGUUUGUUCUGAGAUAACCGCCGUGACUUUCCGCGGUCCAAGCGAAACACAUUUGGAUAGUCUUGUUGGGCAAGCAUUGUUCGGUGAUGGCGCUGCUGCACUCAUUGUUGGUUCCGAUCCUCUGCCUCAGAUCGAGAAGCCUGUCUUCGAGCUUGUUUGGACUGCUCAGACUCUCGCUCCCGACAGCGAAGGCGCCAUUGAUGGCCACCUUCGUGAAGUUGGACUCACAUUCCAUCUUCUCAAGGAUGUUCCUGGCAUUGUUUCCAAGAACAUUAACAAAGCACUCACUGAAGCUUUUGAUCCCCUGGGAAUCUCUGAUUACAACUCCAUCUUCUGGAUUGCUCACCCUGGUGGCCCUGCAAUCUUGGACCAGGUUGAAGACAAGCUCAAGUUGAAACCUCACAAGUUGAGAGCCACACGUGAUGUUCUUAGCGACUAUGGAAACAUGUCCAGUGCUUGUGUCCUCUUCAUCUUGGAUCACAUGAGAAACAAAUCACUUCAACAAGGCCUUCAAACCACCGGUGAAGGUCUUGAAUGGGGUGUCUUGUUUGGCUUUGGACCUGGCCUCACUAUUGAAACUGUGGUUUUGCAUAGUGUGGCUAUAUAAAAAGGUCGAGUAAAUUAAUGAGCUUAUUAUUUAUUUUAUUUUAUUUUAUAUAUGUAUCUGAUGUGUUUCUGCUAAAUAAUGUAUGGCUAAUAGUUUUAUGGCCGAGAAACAUUUGUGUCUUGAUCUUUAAUUUCUUUAUACAUUAUGCUAUUAAACAGUGUAUAAUGGCUAUUCAAUU
Messenger RNA from Arachis stenosperma, 1475 nucleotides. RefSeq names its product chalcone synthase 6-like. Lineage: Eukaryota; Viridiplantae; Streptophyta; Magnoliopsida; Fabales; Fabaceae. Bases 128 to 1297 code for a protein of 389 amino acids. The record is from RefSeq and is a predicted model, not a curated record. The transcript has 2 exons. Gene Ontology annotation, biological process: polyketide biosynthetic process. Gene Ontology annotation, molecular function: acyltransferase activity, transferring groups other than amino-acyl groups.